ACCAUCCACAACCACCACCUGAUGGCCAAGAAAAUGAGACUAGAGCAGUGGCAGCAGAGCAGCAACUAGCAAAAGCUACGUAACAGCGGCAAAGAAAUUAACAAAUCAGUUGAGUGUAAAACGUGAGCGUGUUUGGAACGUUUCGACUUAAAUAGUGGAUAGCUGAAAAUUCUAUAAAAAGUACUGAAAUUAUAUUGUAUUUUAUAUAUAUUAUAAAUUUUUUGUCGGCAUAGAGGCGGCAAAUCAAUCGAAUAAAACACUGUGAGUAACCAGUAAACGGAAGCAGGGGCAUAGGAAAUUUCACGAGUGCAUAGAGGAAGCACAAUCAGGGGGUUCAAGAACGAGAACAAGAGAGUGAAGUGUAUGUACAUAGCGCGCGGUGAAGUGUAUCUAUACGGACUUUCUACGUUAGAUUUUUAUCGGAAAAUUCGUAUGACCGAAAAAUUAGUGUACUAGAAGAGAAUAAGAAAAAAAAAACGAAAAAGCAGAAAUUAAGCAAAUCGGCUUUCGGAAGGGAAAGUAAAAAAAGAAAAUUAGUGGAAAUUUUGUGCGUUGAUAUUUAACUAAAGAAAUCCGAAAGUUAAUUACAAAAAUAAGUGUUGUUUCUUAGAAGAGGCUGUCUCAACCAACAUACAUAUUUUACAUUUUGCAGGAGUGGAUAUUUUACCACUGUUUUAAGCAAAGUCAAGCGUUCAAAUAAGGUAAAUUCUGAACAACAUGGCGACAAGUCCAAAGCCCGUCAAGAAGGUGCCUAUACAUUUGCAGAGCUCUCAGAAUCGCGUCUAUAUCAAGAAUGGACACAUCGUAAAUCACGACAAGUCAUUCAAGGCUGAUAUUUACAUUGAAGAUGGCAUAAUCAAAUUUGUGGGCCCCGCCUCUGAGAUUGUUGUGCCCGGUGGCGUACGCAUAGUGGAUGCUGCUAAUAAGUUGGUGUUGCCUGGUGGCAUUGAUCCACACACCCAUAUGCAGUUGAAAUUCGGCGGUUGUGUGGCAGUAGAUGAUUUCUAUCAUGGCACCAAAGCGGCUGUAGCCGGUGGCACCACCACCAUUAUCGACUUCGUGCUACCCGACAAGGGCGAGUCUCUGGUUGAAGCCUACGACAAAUGGCGCGCUUGGGCUGACCCCAAAGUUUGCUGUGAUUAUGCGCUCCAUGUAGGUAUCACUUGGUGGUCCAAAUCUGUGGCCGAGGAAAUGAAAAUUAUGUGCGAAGAGUUGGGCGUGAAUUCUUUUAAAAUGUUCAUGGCCUACAAGGGUCUCUAUCAGUUGAAUGAUUCCGAAUUGUUGGAUGCUUUCGAGCGUAUACGUUCACUGAAUGGUGUGGCGCAGGUGCACGCUGAGAAUGGUGAUAUUAUUGCUAAGAAUGUGCAAAAAUUGUUGGCCGCCGGUAUAACUGGUCCAGAGGGUCAUGAACUCUCGCGGCAAGAGGAAGUGGAAGCUGAAGCAGUGAAUCGUGCCUGUAUUCUGGCACAUCAGUCCGAUUGUCCAUUGUAUGUAGUGCAUGUAAUGAGUAAAUCGGCGGGCAUUGAAGUGGCCCGUGCCCGCAACCGCUACAAGAAUCAGGGUAUUUACGGUGAAACUCUGGCUGCGGCGCUUGGCACCGAUGGCGCGCACUAUUGGCAUGAAUGCUUCCAACAUGCAGCGGCACAUGUGCUCAGUCCACCGCUGCGUCCCGAUCGAACAACACCCGAGUUUAUGAUGAAGCUUUUGGCGAAAUGAAAACGCCGCUCUAUGUGACGCGCAUCACUUCGAAAUCAUCUGCGGAAAUUAUUGGACGCGCUCGUCGUAGCGGCUAUGUUGUAUU
Molecule: messenger RNA, 1801 nt
Organism: Rhagoletis pomonella (apple maggot)
Lineage: Eukaryota; Metazoa; Arthropoda; Insecta; Diptera; Tephritidae
Product: dihydropyrimidinase-like
Exons: 8
Coding region: 718-1716 (332 amino acids)
Biological process (GO): pyrimidine nucleobase catabolic process
Cellular component (GO): cytosol
Molecular function (GO): dihydropyrimidinase activity
Source: RefSeq, a predicted model, not a curated record